Molecule: messenger RNA, 393 nt
Organism: Botrytis byssoidea
Lineage: Eukaryota; Fungi; Ascomycota; Leotiomycetes; Helotiales; Sclerotiniaceae
Exons: 1
Coding region: 1-393 (130 amino acids)
Source: RefSeq, a predicted model, not a curated record
AUGCGAAUAAACGGCUCGGCUGUGAGAGUAACAGCCGGUGAUCACAGGACUACGCUGCAAUUUUUGACCUCCUUUGCGACUAUCGAAUGGUUCCUAGAAUUUCAUCAAACCCUAUCAUUCUAUCGCUUCAAGCAUCAUAGCUACGCUGAGAUCAAUCCAUCGCACUUAUUUGGAAAGUCUAUGAAAGUCGAAUUGAAGCUUCAGGAGAUGUACAUAAUGAUGAAGCACUCUGUAUAUCCGAAAGGCAGAGAUUCAGCGUGGAUUGAACGUUCGCUCCAACGCUUCGUAAGGGCCGCAAAUCGUCUGAAGAGCAGAUCGACGGUUGUCGCAAUGAUUUGCGCAAAAGAAGCCAAAACUUUCAGGGAUUCAGAGAAUAGAAAUACGACAUGUUAA